This is a messenger RNA of Telopea speciosissima, 1275 nucleotides long. RefSeq names its product AAA-ATPase At3g50940-like. The coding region runs from base 1 to 1275 and encodes 424 amino acids. The record is from RefSeq and is a predicted model, not a curated record. Lineage: Eukaryota; Viridiplantae; Streptophyta; Magnoliopsida; Proteales; Proteaceae. Gene Ontology annotation, molecular function: ATP hydrolysis activity; ATP binding. The transcript is spliced from 2 exons.
AUGAACGCAUUGGUUCCCUGCGCAAACCAAAUCUUUAAUGCCUCAGAGAUCUACCUACGCUCUAAGCUCGCCCUGCUGAACCAUUCUUCCUCUAUUCAAAAAGUAAAAGUAGCCAAAACUCCUAGAGACAAAAACCUAUCCUUAGGCUUUGAGAACGAUCAUGAGAUCAUCGAUUUCUUCCGUGGGAUUCAACUCAAAUGGAAGUUCCUUUAUAACCAAGGCAAGAACUUGAAUCCGGACAGGAGUGGCCGAUCGUUUGAAUUGAUUUUCGAUAAGAAAUACAAAGGCAUUGUGUUGGAUUCUUACUUGCCUCACGUUGUGGAAGAAUCAAAGUCAUUGACAGAAGAGAACAAAGUUAUGAAACUCCAUAAUCUUGGCCGUUUCUAUGGAAGAGAAACCACUACUGGUCCAUGGGGAUCCAUCAACCUUGAACACCCCGCGACGUUCGAUAAAUUGGCAAUGGAACCAGAUCUAAAAAGGGCUUUGAUCGAGGAUUUGGAUAAGUUUGUAAAGAGAAGGAAUUUUUAUACAAGUGUUGGGAAAGCUUGGAAAAGAGGGUAUCUAUUAUAUGGUCCUCCAGGUACUGGGAAAUCGAGCUUGAUUGCUGCCAUGGCCAAUUACCUCAAGUUUGAUAUCUAUGAUUUAGAGCUCACAGGUAUUAAUAGUAACUCAGACCUUAGGGAGUUGCUGCUUAAGACCUCAAAUCGAUCGAUACUUGUGAUCGAAGAUAUUGAUUGCACUAUUGAAUUGGAGAAUCGUCAGCGACCAAGCGAGCGUGUAGAGUUGACUCUCUCUGGACUUCUUAACAACAUCGAUGGGCUGUGGUCGAGUUGUGGAGAUGACAGGAUCGUAGUGUUCACAACCAAUUACAAGGACCGACUUGACCCGGCUUUGCUGCGACCUGGCCGUAUGGACAUGCACGUUCACUUGUCCUAUUGUACACCAUCGAUUUUUAGGCAACUCGUUUCCAUUUACCGUAAGAUCUCUGACCAUCCGCUCUUUGAAGAGAUCGAACGGUUGAUAGAGAAAGUGAAAGUGACCCCUGCAGAAGUUGCUGAGGAGAUGAUGAGAAGCGAUGAUGUGGAUAUCAACCUUCAUGGUCUGAUUGAUUUCAUCCAUAGGAAGAAGAAAAUUAUGGAACAGAUCAAGUCAAUACACAUGAAAAAGUCAAUGAUGAUUCAGAAAGAGUUGAUGACACUGAAGAUGAAGCAUAAAACUGAAAAAAUAUCUGAGGGUGUGAGUUCAAGAUCCGAGUUGAAAACUGAUCCACUAUGA